Molecule: messenger RNA, 3866 nt
Organism: Tarenaya hassleriana
Lineage: Eukaryota; Viridiplantae; Streptophyta; Magnoliopsida; Brassicales; Cleomaceae
Exons: 15
Coding region: 579-3752 (1057 amino acids)
Molecular function (GO): phosphatidylinositol binding
Source: RefSeq, a predicted model, not a curated record
CAGCUUUGCGGAAGAACUUUUGGAUCGAAUCGGCGUCUUCCCCUUCGGAAACCUUAAUCUCGAGGAAUCAUAAGUUUUUUUCCUCAGGGUCAAGGGCAUUUUCGUCAUUGUGCUUUAAAUUUCCAUGCUUUGUCGAUAGAAUUCGGCAAAUAUCGUUGAGGAUCCAGAAUGAAGUGGAAACCAGGGCCUAAAUAGAGCAUCAAGAUCCCCCCCGUUGCUCACCGGAGGAGAUUCGGAUCGAUAGUGAUUGGAGAUUCUCACCGGAAGAUAGUCCGAUUCACUUCGGACAUCUACUCCUACUGACCUAACGGUCACACAGCUGAGUUUCCGGUGGCAAAUUCUUCCCUCCUUUCGUUCCUCGCGCAUUUCAUUUGUAUCCUUUGAUUUCCGGCGGUUUCCCAAUCGAGUCCGAAUUCCGGGUCUCAGAGACUAUCUCUUUUGUUAAUCUUGGAGAAUCAAGGAAAAUGAUCAUCGAGGCGCUCGUCCAUCGAUCGACGGAUCGAAUCGACUGAUCUCUUUGGGUUGUACAGUUCCUGGAGAAAAGGGAAGGACUUUUUUGUUCAAUUGAAUUGGGAAGGAUGAGCACGCAGAGGCAGGUGGUAACCGCGCGUGACCUGGUAGAGGAAGCCAAGAAGCGUAUUGUAAUUCUGGUGAUAUGCGCCGUCGGACUGUCCUACCUCAUGUCAUUGACAAGUUCAUCGGUUUGGGUCAACCUUCCUGCCGCAGCAUGCCUGAUCAUUCUCCUCCGUUAUUUCUCAUUGGAUAUAGAAAUGAAAAGAAAAGCUGCAGCUUACAACAGCAAAAUUUCAUCUGCAAAAGCAUCGUCUAUAAAUAAACCUCCGGAAAUCCCUAAAGCAGCCCCCCGGUCUGACUGGAGGAGUAAAGUGAAUUCUCGGGUUGUUGAGGAUGCAAUGGAUCGCUUCAGCCGUCACCUAAUUUCUGAAUGGGUGACGGAUCUCUGGUACUCCCGUAUCACACCGGAUAAGGAAGGUCCGGAAGAACUGGUGUUUAUCCUAAACAGUGUUCUCGGGGAAAUUUCAUGGCGGUUUAGAAAUGUGAAUCUUAUUGAUCUAUUGACAAGGGAUCUAAUUCGGAUCAUAUGUCACCAUUUGGAGCUCUUCCGCGAGUUUCAGGCAAAGAUUGAGAAACAGCAGAGUGGAAACCUCACUUUUGAAGACAGGGAUGUGGAACUAAAAUGUGUGAUGGCUGCUGAGGAUAAAUUGCAUCCUGCAUUAUUCUCCACUGAAUCUGAGCAUAAGGUUUUGCAACAUUUAACAAACAGUCUCAUUUCACUUACAUUUAGGCCUGAGGAUUUGCAGUGCACAUUCUUCCGCCAUACUGUGAGAGAGCUUCUUGCUUGCUGUGUGAUGCGGCCAGUCCUGAACCUAGCUAGCCCUCGGUUUAUAAAUGAGAGAAUUGAAGUUGCGGUCAUAUCGAAGAUAAAGGCCAAGGAGGGAAGUAGUCCUGCAGAUGUGUCUUCUCAAUCAGAUGAUAUCACGAAGAUUUCCCCUGAUCAUUUUUCUAGAUAUCUGGACCCUUCGAUCACAGGCGUGGAGCUUGUGCGAUUGAAAAAUGAAGAGUCGGACACUGCUGGAGGGGAAAAAAAGACAGAUUUAUCUAAAGAUCCAUUGCUUUCAAUUGACACCCGAUCCUCCCGUUCCUGGAGCUCUCUCCCAUUAAGCUCCAAAACAGUUGGUGAUAGUAAAGGCCUUCAAGGACACCAAGGAGGAGGGGAAUGGGGCGAUGUAUUAGACAUUAUGUCACGCAGGAAAACUGAAACACUCGCUUCCGAGCAUCUCGAGAGUGUGUGGGCAAAGGGGAGGAAUUAUAGAAGGAAGGAAGGUGAGAAGAAGAAAACUUUUGAGCAGGUGCCAUCGAGAUCAUCACCAGGGGAAAUUGUCGCAAGAAAAUACUCAAGUGAGGAUUGUUGGAGGGACAAAUACAUUCCUGAGCAAAAUGACUUUAAGGGUAAUGCUGCUAACUCAAGAGGCUCUAGUCAGCAUGAAGUUGUAAAUGCAGUCAGCCGAUUAUCUAAUUAUUCGUCAGGCGAAGAGGAGGAGGAGGAGGAGCAAGCUGAGAGUAGUCAUUCUUCUACAUCUGAGGAUGAAGAGACGGAUAACGUAAUGGGUCUCAACAGUCCAGGGACGAAAGUAUGGGAUGGUAGGACAAACAGAAACUUGGCUGUUUCUCGUAUUCACCAUCCACUUGAAAGUUCUGCACGACGUUUCAGAAAGAAAAGCAGUAAAGGACAUGAACAGUAUCAGCAAUUAACCAGGAAGCAAUCUGGCAGGAAGAGAUCCAGACGUCCUGGUCAAAAUGUGUCUGGACAUGCUACGGCCGAUGAUGUUACCGAUGAUUCUGAGAAUGAAUCUUCGCGUAGAUUAUAUAGUGGAAUGACUGCAUCUUCGUCUGGGUCCUCCUUUUCUUUGCCAGAAAGUGGUACACUCAAUGCCCUGAGGAGUUCUUUGAUGGUUGAUUCAUUUGCAAAGUUGAGAUGUGAGGUGCUGGGUGCUAAUAUUGUGGAGAGUAGCUCUAAGAUGUUUGCAGUGUACUCAAUUGCCGUUACAGAUGAAAGUAAUCAUAGCUGGUCCAUCAAAAGAAGAUUUCGGCAUUUUGAGGAGCUUCACCGACGUCUUAAAGAGUUCCCUGAGUACAAUCUUCAUUUACCCCCAAAACAUUUCCUAUCAUCAGGCUUGGACAUACCUGUUAUCCAAGAGCGAUGUGUAUUACUUGACGAUUAUCUGAAGAAGCUACUGCAGCUCCCAAGAGUCUCUGGGUCCCUUGAAGUUUGGGACUUCCUUAGUGUCGAUUCUCAGACUUAUGCAUUCUCAAGUUCUUUCUCUAUCAUUGAGACACUGACAGUUAAACCCAUCUGUAAGUCAUCUAACACAGCCAAGAAUGUGGCAAAUGUCUCUGAGGCAUCCCUUGGUUCUCUAACUUCUGGGAGAGGAAAUCCGAGCUCUGAGAACGGGCAAUCGACACCGAAAAUGAGGAAUAACCUCCUGGUGGAUGACCUGAAGUCGAAAAUGAAAGCUUCUGGCAAAGAUCACGUAAAGAUGCCUCCUGAUUCAGAAGAGAGAAAUAGCAGAGAGAGUGGUGGGUCGAAAGCAAGUUCUGGCCAUGUUGAUGCUGGGACUGGUUCUGGCCUGCCGACAGAGUGGGUACCUCCAAAGCUAACUUUACCCCUACUAGAUUUGGUGGAUGUUGUUUUCCAGCUUAAGGAGGGCGGAUGGAUUAGGCGGAAAGCUUUCUGGGUUGCCAAACAGAUACUUCAACUUGGGAUGGGUGAUGCGCUGGAUGAUUGGUUACUCGAGAAAAUCCGUCUUCUGCGCUGUGGAACUGUAGUUGCUUCUGGCAUACAGCGGGUUGAGCAGAUACUCUGGCCUGAUGGUAUAUUCAUAACAAAGCAUCCAAAAAGACAACAGCGUCCACAACAAUCAGAUGGUUCUGAAGUAUAUUCUCCUCAGUUAACCAGCGAGGAGCAGCAACGAGAAGCAGAUCGACGUGCAAAGUUGGUCUAUGAGCUGAUGAUUGAUAGAGCCCCUGCCACUGUAGUUAGUCUUGUGGGUCAUAAGGAGUAUGAACAAUGUGCAAAAGAUCUCUACUUUUUUCUCCAGUCAUCGGUUUGUCUGAAGCAGCUGGCUUUUGGCCUCCUAGAGCAGCUUCUAUUAGCUGCGUUUCCUGAGAUGGAUCAAGCUUUCAAACAGUUGCUCGAGGAAAAGCACAAAUUUGGUGAAUAUAAAGCAAACUGAUGCUGCACCGUUUCUCUCUCUUUUGCAGUUAUAUAUUUGCAUUGUUCUUUUUCUUGAGAGUACUAUUCUAUAUCCAUAAUACACGGUGGAGCAGUUUUCCGAUCCCCCCCUCAA